Messenger RNA from Sphenostylis stenocarpa, 1134 nucleotides. The record is from the annotation of a GenBank genome assembly. Lineage: Eukaryota; Viridiplantae; Streptophyta; Magnoliopsida; Fabales; Fabaceae.
AUGUCUGUUGCCGAGCUCAAAGAGCGUCACUCCGCUGCCAUCGACACCGUCAAUAAUCUCCGGCACCGGCUAAAGCAGAAGCGUCUUUCUUUGCUCGACACAGAUAUUUGUGAGUAUGCAAGGUCUCAGGGUAGAACACCUGUGACCUUUGGACCUACGGAUCUGGUUUGCUGUAGAACCUUGCAGGGUCACACGGGAAAGGUGUAUUCAUUGGAUUGGACUUCUGAAAAAAGUCAGAUUGUUAGUGCAUCUCAAGAUGGGCGAUUAAUAGUGUGGAAUGCUCUAACUAGGCAGAAAAUCCAUGCCAUAAAGCUUCCCUGUGCAUGGGUCAUGACAUGUGCUUUUUCACCAACUGGUCAGUCUGUUGCAUGUGGUGGUCUUGACAGUGUUUGUUCUAUUUUCCAUCUUAAUUCACCCACUGACAAAGAUGGGAAUCUACCUGUUUCCCGGAUGCUUAGUGGACAUAAGGGUUAUGUUUCCUCUUGUCAGUAUGUUCCAGAUGAAGAUACUCAUUUGAUUACUGGUUCUGGUGAUCAGACAUGUGUUUUAUGGGAUAUUACUACUGGCCUUAAAACAUCUGUCUUUGGAGGAGAGUUCCAGUCUGGACAUACUGCAGAUGUACUCAGUAUCUCCAUUAAUGGAUCCAACUCAAGAAUGUUUGUAUCUGGUUCUUGUGAUGCAACUGCUCGAUUGUGGGAUACUCGUGUGGCAAGUCGAGCAGUGCGGACAUUUCAUGGGCAUGAGGGGGAUGUUAAUGCAGUUAAAUUCUUUCCAGAUGGACAUAGAUUUGGAACUGGCUCAGAUGAUGGUACCUGCAGAUUGUUUGACAUUAGGACUGGACACCAACUUCAAGUAUAUUAUCAGCAGCACAGUGACAAUGAAAUCCCGCCUGUGACUUCCAUUGCAUUCUCUGCAUCAGGAAGACUUCUUUUUGCUGGAUACACAAAUGGAGAUUGCUAUGUUUGGGACACUUUACUGGCAAAGGUUGUCUUGGAUUUAGGAUCUCUCCAAGACUCUCAUGAGGACAGAAUCAGCUGUUUAGGUUUGUCAGCUGAUGGAAGUGCUUUGUGUACAGGAAGUUGGGACACAAACUUAAAGAUAUGGGCAUUUGGAGGGCAUAGGAAGACAACUUGA